CAAUGUCAAGUUACCUCUUUAUUAUUAAAUAUGAACUUCCUGAAGUAAUCAGAGCAUUUAUGAAACUCGAGGAGAGUUCUGGUGAAUGGUACCUAAAUGGGAACUACCUCGUCAUACUUGUAACAGUUGCAGUUAUUCUUCCUCUCUCCCUUCUAAAGAGUUUAGGUUAUCUUGGUUAUACGAGUGGUUUUUCGCUGACCUGUAUGGUUUUCUUUGUCUGUGUGGUAAUCUUCAAGAAAUCCCAAAUACCUUGUCCUCUCCCCAUCAUGGACCAUGGGCUUGGAAACUGGACUGCGACCAACAACACAGUGCCAGCACACCUGAUCGUAUUACCAAAUGAGUCUUUCAGUUCUGGUGUGAAUUUCAUGAUGGACAACACAGCUAGGCACUUGCCAGGCCUUGAGGAGCCGAAAGAUACCUCUCCCAGAAGUGGUGUGGAAUAUGAAGCACACAGCGACAGUAGUGAUAUGUGUCAGCCAAAAUACUUUGUGUUCAACUCACGGACUGCCUAUGCAAUACCCAUCCUGGCAUUUGCAUUCGUAUGCCACCCUGAGGUGCUACCAAUAUACAGUGAACUGAAAGAUCGCUCCCGAAGACGGAUGCAGAAUGUCUCAAAUAUCUCCAUCACUGGCAUGCUUAUCAUGUACCUUCUGGCUGCACUCUUUGGAUACCUUACCUUCUACGGAGAAGUUGAAGAUGAGCUACUUCAUACAUACACCAAAGUGUACACUUUUGACACACUCUUGCUGUCAGUUCGUUUGGCAGUGCUGGUGGCUGUAACCCUGACAGUGCCCCUUGUCCUUUUCCCUAUCCGCUCAUCUGUCAGUGCACUGCUGUUUCCUAAAAGACCUUUCAGCUGGAUAAGACAUUUCCUGAUUGCAGCAGUAAUUCUUGCUUUUAAUAACCUGCUCGUAAUUUUUGUCCCAACGAUUAAAGACAUCUUUGGAUUUAUUGGUGCGUCUUCUGCUACAUUGCUGAUUUUCAUCCUCCCUGCUGCCUUCUACUUGCGGCUUGUUGAGAAGGAGCCCCUGAGGUCUCCCCAGAAAAUCGGGGCUCUAAUUUUUCUCAUAGUUGGCAUGAUCUUCAUGAUUGUGAGUAUGACUCUUAUUGUAAUGGACUGGAUUUACAAUCCCCCAAGUUCCAGACAUCACUAA
Molecule: messenger RNA, 1154 nt
Organism: Nestor notabilis (Kea)
Lineage: Eukaryota; Metazoa; Chordata; Aves; Psittaciformes; Psittacidae
Gene: SLC38A4
Product: solute carrier family 38, member 4
Exons: 10
Biological process (GO): amino acid transmembrane transport
Molecular function (GO): amino acid transmembrane transporter activity
Source: RefSeq, a predicted model, not a curated record